This is a messenger RNA of Closterium sp. Naga37s-1, 1596 nucleotides long. The record is from the annotation of a GenBank genome assembly. NCBI's taxonomy places the organism in Eukaryota, Viridiplantae, Streptophyta, Zygnematophyceae, Desmidiales, Closteriaceae.
AUGGCUGCAAAACGCGGGCGCAACGGGGCUAGGGGCAGUCCCGCGGCGGACCGAACGAGUAGGCGCAGCGGUGCGAAGGAAGGGCCUAACGAGCGGGCCGACAGCGGACUUAACGAGGAGGCGCGGCGGCUGGCUGAACUAGCAGGCGCGGCGGCUGUAAAGGAGGGCCCACGGCGGCUACACGCGCUUCUGGCGCUCUCGUUAGCGCUGCUGGUCGUCGCCGCGCGCGCCGGCAGUCCCAUCACGAGCAGCACCGCGAACGAGAAGCCCGACCAGAGCAGCAAGAAGGACGACGGGCUGAUGACGGAAAUCCCCGCGGACAUCGCGAAGCAGGCAGCGGCGGGCAACGCGGCGGGAGUGACGUACGUAGACACGGCGCAGGACACAUUCUUCAUGGCGGACGUGAAGAAGGCCGGGUGGAACGCGCAGAAGUGCCCGCCCGGUUUGAACAAGGAGCUCGCGGGCGCGUGCACGCCUAAGAACUGCUCCAAGGGCGGCAUCGCCGCCAAGUGGAAAACCGCUUACCUGCAGAAGAACAAGCUCGGUUACGAGCUGUACGUGCCGGGUAACCCGCUCACGCUGCUCAAGGCGAACCCCGCGUCGUGCUGCAACACGUGCGCCGCGACGCCGGCGUGCACGUACUGGCAGUACAUUCCCGACAUCACGAUCGACGGCAAGAAGGGCAAGGGCGCGUGCUACCUGAUUCACGACCAGAUCGACUUCACGUGUGGAGAGAUGACCGCGCAGUACAACACGGAGACGAAGCCCGUGCCGCUGCAGGUGCGCAUCGGCGGCGAGUGCAACCCUAGCGCCAAGAUUCUCAACGACCCGCAUCUGGUGGGCGCGCACGGCACGCACUUCGACUUCAACGGCCGCCCCGACAAGGCGUUCUGCCUGCUGACGGACCGCGACCUGCACGUGAACAUGCUGCUGCGCGGGUACUACGACGCGCGCACCGACAACGCGGCGCUCGUGGUGGACGGCAAGGCCGUGCACACGUGGAUCAAGGAGCUUGGUAUCGUGUGGACCGCGGCCGGCGCGGAUCACAAAAUCCGCCUCGCGGCGCGCAGCGGCAAGCAGCAGGAGCGCGGAGAGGGGUUCAUGAAGUCGAUCGAGAUCGACGGCGAGGAGAUUCCGCGCAUGCAGGUGGGCGAUACGGUGACGAGCGCGGGCGGGCUGACGGUCCAGUUCCGCGCGGAGGAGAAGGAGGGACCAUUCGACGUGGACUACUAUCUGCUCACCAUCGACGGACUCGUCUCCCUCGACCUCCGCCUUCGCGUCGCACACCCCAAGCUGCAGACGCCGACCGAGGCCGAGGCGCAUAUCAACGUGGGCAUUGCGGAGCUCGAGCACACGGACGAGAUUCACGGCGUGCUCGGACAAACGUACCGCGCGGAUCACUCGCAGCGCGCCGAGGAUUUCCAGCGCCUGAUCGCAAGCCUGCACCGCCCGAUCUCCGCAGAUGGCGCGGAAGGCAAGGGGUUCCUGGAUGGCACGCCGCGGUCGUACGAGGCGAGCGACGUGCUCGCGGUGGACUGCGCAUACACCGCAUAUGGCCGCGCCAGGCAAGCAAUGCCGGUACAGCAGCUUCCGUAA